This is a messenger RNA of Gryllus bimaculatus (two-spotted cricket), 450 nucleotides long. The record is from the annotation of a GenBank genome assembly. Lineage: Eukaryota; Metazoa; Arthropoda; Insecta; Orthoptera; Gryllidae.
AUGCCCGCGCGAUUGCGCUUCGCGAGCAGAUCUGAACCCCGCCGUUCAUCGUCCAGAAUAAACAUGACAGAAACGUCGGUUGGGGUGGUGCGUGCGCGGGUGCUCCAGGCGGCAGCCUGUCACUUCGCUGCAACGCGACCCGGACCCAAACGCGUGAGGUGGAAAGGCAGCUCUCUCCGGCCCCGCCACCGAUGCGCAGCAGGGGAAGACGCCCGCCUUGGGAACUGGAGGAUUCGGCUAGUGAUAUUGAGAGUGAACGGAGGGCGGUGCUCCAGGCGGAGGCGAAGCUGGUCACUUCCUGCAACGCGACCCGCGACCCAACGCGGGAGGAGGGAAAAGGCCAGCUUUCUCACGGCUCCGCCCACCGAGUGCGCAGAGGGGAAGACGCCCGCCUUUGGGAGACUCUCCGUGGUGGCGACGGUGGUUCGAAUUGCGCGCAGAGAAAAGUGA